AUGCACUUGGUUCUUGGUAAUGAUGGUAAGGUUCGUGGAGCUAAAGUCGCUGAGAGAGGUAAGAAACCAACAACGCUUCGACGUCCUAUACAAAAGCUGUACCCAAUUGAAAUCGGUAAUCAGGACAUAACCCAACAGAAAGCAGACAUGGGCUCAACAACAAUCCAACCUCAGAAAGAAGAGUCUAUAACUCAGAGACCUCGACGUGCAGCAGCAAUCAAGGCUACAGAGAAACGAAGAGAAUUGAUACGAAACGAACAGUUAUAA
This is a messenger RNA of Paramuricea clavata, 267 nucleotides long. The record is from the annotation of a GenBank genome assembly. Lineage: Eukaryota; Metazoa; Cnidaria; Anthozoa; Malacalcyonacea; Plexauridae.